Oryzias latipes (Japanese medaka) is the source of this 11307-nucleotide messenger RNA. RefSeq names its product one cut homeobox 1 (gene onecut1). Gene Ontology annotation, molecular function: RNA polymerase II cis-regulatory region sequence-specific DNA binding; DNA-binding transcription factor activity, RNA polymerase II-specific. The record is from RefSeq and is a predicted model, not a curated record. Gene Ontology annotation, cellular component: nucleus. Gene Ontology annotation, biological process: regulation of transcription by RNA polymerase II. Lineage: Eukaryota; Metazoa; Chordata; Actinopteri; Beloniformes; Adrianichthyidae.
GCAUCUCAAUUUAAUUCCAAAGUCUCUCUGCUUUCUCCUUGCGUGCUAAUAUUUGAGACCAUUAUAAACAUUUAUGCAGGAAAGGAGCUUCUCGUGCCAAAGGGGCUGACGUGCAGGCAGAUCGAACCUUUCGAUUGAUACUGAAACAAUUUGCAUACUGAUUCUCUUUCAGUGCGCAGAGAUCCAUAACAACCUCGGUCAGCUAUUCAAAUGCGCCUGCAUGGAGAAAGUACGGAGAGAAGCGCGGCUCCGGAGCAGGAAAAGAGGGACUUUUUGCUGGAUGGAUCAUUUGGAGAAUCAGAAGUGCGCUGCAGCUAUUAAGGAUCUUUUCCAACGGCAGGAUCAGGGACGUUGGCAGCCCCGAAGAAAAGCUGGAUGCCGGUGGUGCAGCCGUGGAAGGAGGAGGAGGAGGAGUAUGAAGAAGAGGAGGAUACAGAGCGCAGAAUGGGGGAAAACACACAACAAACGCGCACAAAAACGCAUAAUGCAUCGCCUCGUUUUUAAGCGUCUCGUGACAUGGAAUUUUUUUUUUUUAAAAAGUCCAUGCAAAUUGGCGUGGAAGCGUUGUGCUUCUUUGCGCCGCUGAAUGGGAGUGAGCUUGGAGGAUGAUGAAGGUGCGUGACAGAAUAGAACGCUGCGGUAAACGCCAGAGACUACACGGUGUGAGCUUGUCUCUGUGUUUGCGUGUGGCGCAGAAUGAAAGUUUGAAUGCACACUCUUCAACACGGGCACCCUGUUGAGAAGAAACGUGGAAAAAAGUGGGUGCUACCCUGAUCUGUUAUAAUGACGCACUAUAUCUGCACACAAACUUGCAGCAGCUGCCGCUGCGUCACGUAUCCGUAGACCUGCUGCAUUUAACAAACGAGUGGCCAAGACGGAGGAGUUUUCGCCUGUAAAACGUAUAAAUACCAAAAGACUUAAUUAAACAAUAGAAAAGUCAUUUAGACAUUUGAUUAGAAAAUGUCUGAAGUUUUGCGCUCGAGCUUUUCUUAGAAAUAGUGCAGAGAGGAUGCCUUUUAACUUUUGUAUGUAUUUGUCGAAUCACAUUUCAUGCGAAAUAACGCUGCACUUAUUGUGAUUGUGUCACUAAAAUGUUCUCAGGUCUAAGAGUGGAAAGUUGCCUUCCUGCUAAGCUUCAUUAGAAGUCUAACAUAGUUAUGCAUAAAAAUAUGCGCUCUGAUGAAAACAAACCAGGAAAAAAUAAAAUAAAAUAAAAUUGUUGUCUUCCCAACCAGGAAAAGCUCUACUGUCUUAAUGAUGAAGGAAAGAGUGAAAACUGUCUUUGGUUUGAUGUGAUUGUAAUCCAUUUAGCUUCAAAAGAGUCAAACUAUUAUUAAUGAAAUUUAAAUAUGCCUUAUGCCAGACUAAUAAAGCGUGUGUUUAACCCUUUUCUUAAUAUUUACCAGCUAAGCCUAUUAUUGAUGUCCAGGCAGCCCCUCAGCCCGCUGAAGAGGCUGCUGACUAUCGUUGACACGGUUUUGUUGUCAUAAUUGGGGUCUCUUUAAAGUUACAGAGAGUAAUUGGGCGGCAUAUGGACACCUUAAUGUAAAGUGAUGCUUUAUUAAUCUCACAUGAGUGCGCGAAUCAGAGCAAGUGACGCGGAAUAACACCACAGAAGAGGCAGUUAGUUGAUUUACCCCUGAGCAAGGCAGCAGGUGCUGCUCGGCCAUGAUGGCAUUUUAAAAGUUAAACAAAAGGCAAAUUCCUUAAUUGAAGACAGAAAAUAUAAAGAAAAUGAUGGUUUAAAAUAUUUUGACCAAUUUACUUUAAAGAUCUGUAAGUUUGUCCUAAAUGUAUGGCCUUUAAGGGGAAAAAUAUUUUACUCUAUUUCCAAAUUUUGUUUUCAACUUUUUCCAAACAAUUCAUUUAAAAUGGCUUAAAAAUAAAUAAACAGCUACCUUCUAAAAAUAAAUUAUUUUUUGUAUUUAUUUGAUGCCUUCUAAAUGAAUUUUAUAUAAUAUUGUCUAAAUAUUGUUGAUUAAUGCAGGGCAAUUAAAUUACACAGAAAAUACCACACGCCAGGUUCAAAUACAGGCAAUCUUUUUAGGAUGGUUUAUUUUAACAAAUUGUAGGUCUUUGCCUGAGUCCCUGCAGGAAUUAUAAUUUUAUUCAAUAUUGAUUGGAGCGGUGUGGUGUGUUUUCAAGGCCUUUACUUCAAAUAUGCCGUAAAGGGCAGCCCCAGACGAUGCAAUUCUUGAUGUUUUUAAGAGAUAGAGAAUCUAACUUUUCUUUAGAUAUUUUCCAGGUUUAACAUUUCUGUGUUUCCUGGUGACAUUUCUAUUUAUUUUGUUUUUUGUAUUUUCGGAAAGAAAAUUGAUCCUAACAGAAAGGAGCAGCAGGUUUGCAGAAAUGCUUUUUUUAAAGCUUCGACCAGUAAAUGAAAUUAUGGGUCAAAACGAUGAAACGUGAGGAAGGGGAUUUGUUUCCAAAAGGCUAAUUCAGUUUAGGCAUGCAUGCGCCUUUACGCAUUACGGGUUCACUCCCCAUAAAUGAAGGCCAAACUCAAGCUGGCUCAUUUGUAAAGCAUCACUUUUGCCAGAUGCCAUUUGGUUAAAGGCUCUUUCCGAAAUAGGACGUAAUUGUCAUUUUAAACAUCUAUAAUGCUUGUCAUUUUUGCAGAGCUGCUGAAAUAUCGAUCCACUGUCCUUUCUGAGAGGCAUUACGUUGUUUCUGCUCGGAUGUGAUGCGGGCUUUAGGACAAUGAAACCAUGUAUUAACUGUCAAACUAUCUUACCAAGCCUAUUAUAAUAUUAAUAAUAAUUUAAAAAUUAAAAACACUCAGCGCGUAAUUUUACGGAUAUGUUGGCACCUGUUGGUUUCUGCGUCAGUUUUCAAUAUUUGAAGAAACAUAUAUCUUCUCUAGGUUUAAAAAUAAAGGAAACGCUGUUCCUUAUAAGAUUCCGUGCAAAGCAAAUGCCACAGACGCGUAAAAGCGGGCUAAGGAAGCACAAUGGCCACAGAAAGCCGAACACGCAGCUGAGGUCGAGCAGACGUGGCAGAAGUAUCGAUCUCUAUGAGAACGUGUAGAUGUGGUUUGCUGCCAAGAGGCCAAACUUCCGCCUGCAUUGUGCUCCAUUCUCUGCGGUUGUAGAACAAAAAUUAAAAUGAAGCUUUAAAUAUAUAUAACUAUUUAUGUGGUUUUUAAUUGAAAGUCAUUUUUUAAUAUAUUUUUAGUAAUUUUUUCUUGAUAAUAAAUUAAAGUAUCAACAGAUCCAAGAUCGACCUAAUGCGCAUCCUAAUUAAAUCCGCGGUGUUUCUCUUCUAUCUGCCUUUAAACCCCGCAAGUCCCCGCGCUGCACGCUUGGACAGCCACACUCUUCAGAGUUGGUCCCCCUUUGUCUCGACACACGUCACACACACGCCAUUGACAUUGACUUCACAUCAGAGACAGUUUAACUUCUUCUCUUUCUUUUCUCUUCUUUUAUUUAGCUCGUUCAACCGAGCGCCCACUCUAUUGUGGGAGGGCCCUGACAGAUGUGGGGCCCCUAGCAGUCCCAAAAACAGGGAAAAGUCUGAAAGGUUAAUCUGUCCCCCCGCAGAUGUUGGCUUUGGGAGUCUUGAAGCGUCACCUUUGACAUGUCCCUCAUUCGGCGGGGGGUCCAGAAGGACAUUGGCCGCUGCAAGCUGUCACCUCUUGCCGACUGAGGACGCCCUGCAUGCGCUGCCGCUCUGCUGGGCUAAACGGCGCCUGACACGGCAUCAUUGGACGGGCUCUUAUCGGGGCAGAAAAGUUUUGACAAAAGGACUAGUCAGUUUAUGCAUCAACAAAGGUUCUUACCUCUGGAUUUUGCAGAAAAUCUGCGCGUAAUUGGUAAAUUCAAACAUUUUUGGAACAUGCACAAGUUUUCUCUCAACACAACAAAAGAUCAGGUUGCAUUUUUACACUUGAACGUCAUUCUUAAAUUGUUAAGACACACGUAAACACACACUCCCAUGCUGGGCUUGGUUCGUUAAGCCUAACGUUUGAACAAUGGACACAUCUGCUCAUCUUUUUCUAUCAAAAGACAAGGUACUGCGGCCCUUCUUGGUGUGGUUAAACCGCCACAUAUUUGGCAUUUGGGUGGGGGUGGGGAGGUGCAGCUGAAGUGCGCCGAUAAUGAAAGAAUAGUCCGUGUGAUGCGCAUGAACACACAUACACAUGCACACACUGCAAAUUGACUGACAGCCCUUAAACCGCUAAUUAACUCGUCAGAUGAUUUGUGCGCAAGCGUCGCUUUUCUGCUGUCAUGAGAGGAACUACAAUUGGAGGUUUCGGAUUUUUUUAAUCCAAAACAGAAAAGAUGGGGGGAAAAACUCCAAAUGCACCCGGAAGUUGUCUUUAUUUGCAGUUAAUGAUUUACGGAAGCCUAUAGAUGUCAAGCUCUAAUGAAUCGGAUAUUUUCUAAACAGCAGUUAUGAGCUGAAUAUUGGCCUCUGUAUCCAGUUACCACAGCUCAAUACCGUGAGACCAAUACUUAUUGGAAACUUAACUAAAUGCCAUAAAGCGGCUAAAUAUGGAUUUGAAGUGAGCUUUAAGCAAAUAGUUUGAUUCCUCCUCCCUAAUCAGGUACCUGACGUCAACGCGGUGGCUCCGUGUGUGCGCGUGGGAGAGACAGAAAAAGAGAGAGCGCGCAUGGGAGGAGGUGUGUGUCCACUGUGCGCAUGUGUAGACGGUGUGAUCUGUGCUGCGGUGGAGCAGGGACUGGACACAACUAGAGAGAUGGCGCGGCACCCGACCGGAGCGCAAGGACAGCUGGUUGGCGGUGGGGGGGCUUAAAUGAUAGAGGAGACGAUUUUUUUUUAAAUUAUUUUUUACUUUUUAAGAAACUUAUUUGGAAAUUAAAAGGAAACGGAUUUGAAAAGGAUUUUAGCUUUGGGAAACAGCGCAGAGACGUUUUACGCAAAGACAACAGCGAAAGGAGACUAUUGAAACGAAGUGGUGGAGGGGGGACGGCAACAAAAGAGAAUUUUACUCCCCUGGAUGUGAGACUUCUGGGCAUCAGUUUACUGCAGCAGGUCAGAUAGAUGAUUUGUCCACAGCGCUGCCCGGAUCAUGAACGCACAGCUGUCGAUGGAGAAUAUGGGAGACCUGCAUGGAGUGAGCCAUGAGACCGUGACCGGUCACGGAGAGCUGCUUAGUGGCCACAGUCCGCAUUCCCGUCCGAGCCCCCGGGGUCUGAGCCAUCGCGCUAUGGGCAUGGCGACCCUACUGGACAGCGGAGACUAUCACCCCAGUCACCACGGACACCUGCAUCCUGCCAUCAGCAUGUGUGAAGCCCCCCCUGGCAUGAGCGCCAGCACCACUUAUACGACCCUAACUCCGUUGCAACCCUUGCCCCCCAUCUCCACCGUGUCCGACAAAUUUCCUCCUCAUCACCACCACCACCACCACCAUCCACACCAUCCUCACCCUCAUUCUCACCAGAGGAUCCCCGGAAAUGUCAGCGGCAGCUUCACGCUGAUGCGGGAGGACCGGAGUCUGGCGCCCAUGAACAGUCUGUAUCCUGCGUACCACCACAAGGAUCCCUGCAUGGGCCAGAGCCUCUCCCCGCUCUCUGGAUCCGGGCUGGCCAGCAUACACACGUCCCAGGCCGGCAUUCCUCCUUAUGCCCAUCCGGGAGCCGCCAUGCCCGGAGAGAAGAUGCUCACACCCAGCGGGUUUGAGGCUCACCACCCAGCCAUGCUCGGCAGACACGCAGAGCAACACAUGAGCUCCUCCGCGGGCAUGGUGCAAAUCAACGGCCUCCACCACCACACCCACGCCCACCUUGGCGCACAGGGACACGGUCAGGGACUGGGGAACAGCCGGGAGCAGGCUUCCGGGCCCGGCCGGCAAGGGGGCAGCGGUGGAGGAGGAGGUCUUUCUGGUGGACAGAUGGAGGAGGUGAAUACCAAAGAAGUGGCGCAGAGGAUCACCACGGAGCUGAAGCGCUACAGCAUCCCUCAGGCCAUCUUUGCCCAACGCGUUCUUUGCCGAUCCCAAGGGACAUUGUCCGACCUGCUACGAAACCCAAAGCCUUGGUCAAAGCUCAAGUCCGGCAGAGAGACCUUCCGGCGCAUGUGGAAGUGGCUGCAAGAGCCUGAGUUCCAACGGAUGAGUGCGCUCAGGCUCGCAGGUGAGCGAAGCCUCGCAUGCAAGCGUAAGGAGCAGGACCACGGCAGGAGCGAGCGGGGAAAUGUGACCAAGAAACCCCGGCUUGUGUUCACAGACGUCCAGCGGCGGACACUUCACGCCAUCUUUAAAGAGAACAAGCGUCCAUCCAAAGAGCUGCAGCUCACCAUCGCCCAGCAGCUGGGCCUCGAGCUGGCUACAGUCAGCAACUUCUUUAUGAACGCGCGUCGCCGGAGCCUGGAUAAGUGGGUGGACGAUGGCUCUCUCUCAGCCAACUCUGGGCCCAACGCCUGCACCAAAGCCUAAUUUGACCAACUCAUGUACUAACUCAACCUCGGUGGAAAAGCUUUAAAACUUAAGAGAAACAAAGACAUCUUUAAAAAAAAACAAAAAACUUUGACGUUUUGCCCUUAAACCUGUACUAUAUUGAUAUUUAUAGAAUCCAAAGAUGAAAAAAGACAAACCAAAGACUUCUUGUUUGACCUGCUUUAAAAUGUUUGUUUCUGCAAAACAUUUAUGUGUAACAUACCACAAAAGACUAUACUUUUACUCCCCCUGACUCACACACAGAUGGGCACUGGUCUCUAGCUUUAUUACACCCUCAACUACCCCCUCUGCAUCAAUCUAUCAUUGCCAUCCUUAUCUUUAAUCUGAUUGGUUGGUUUUAAUGAUGGGUCCCCAAAUGGAGGUCUAAUCAGCCUAUAGGCAGUCUGAUCUGCAGCUGUCCACAGCUUUGAAAAACAAGGAAGAAUGGAGUUCCAGCAGGGUCAACCAAUCAAUUUCAAAGGGAAACGAAACCUGCUGGGGCUCGAGGAUUGUUCUACAAUCUUUGUUUGGAUUGGUCAGAAGGACUUUCUGACUGUAUGCCUGUUUAUGUGUCUCUGUUUGUCUGCGCAGCUGUUUGUCUGUCUGCAAAGCAUCCCAGACAGGAGGAGAAAUGACCAUUUAGUAGACUGCUAACCCAAAAUCAAGAAAAAAAGGACUGUUCCCAACCCUAACCCACUCUGUAGUGCUUUCCUCUAACAUGCUGAAGCAUGGAGCCAUUUCUUUAAGGACAAACCACAAUUUUCUACCCCUCAAAGCUGCUUAGAUGUUUAACUUCUAGCAAAUCUGCCAUGAAGUAAUUUACCAAAGAUUUUAUCUUACAGUUCUUUUUUUUACUUGUGAUUUUUUUGGUGAUCCACUUCAAAGAUCAGAAUGAUGUGUGUGGUCUUACCAGCUUUAUGCUACUUGCCUUAAGUAUGCCUUUAUUUGAAUCACAGAGAAUAUGAAUCCACCUUUACCUUCUCAGUCAGUUUCUCAUAAAUGCUCAUUGUGAAGACAAAUAGAUACAGUUUCAUAAAAACCUGCAAAUCUUUUGUGUCCAGGCUCCCAGCAGGCAAACAGACAAAUCCGUCCAGUUUGUUGUCUUCUCUACAGCAGUUUUGGCUCAGUGUGUGAUCUUGACACUGUGUUAGGGAGGCUGGCAGCCCCUCCUGAUUUUUGUUUUUCUUUUUUUUUUUGCACAAAGUGUGUCACCACUCUGAUAUAAGGACUGAGCGUCACCUCAUCCUCCCUGUGCGCUGCAUAGGGAUUUGAUUUUAUCUCCUCAUCAAAGAUGUAGUGCAGAGGAGAUGAUAUCAAUGAUCAAACCACUUUCAAGCGCUUACAUAGCAAUGUCACCUGACUACAAAAGCACCCCACACACACACACUUGCUCACCUCCCAAGCUUGCUGCCAAUUUCCCGACCCCCUCUCUGUGUGUGCCAUGCAUUUCAGCAGAAGGAAGAGAGCACUACACAGGGCAGCGCUGCAUCAGUGGGCCGCUGGUGCCGCCAUCCUCCUCUUUGAUAAGGGUUAGCAGCUCUACUCUCAUCACAGAGAGCUCCAAAGAAGGGGGUCAGAGGAAGCUGCUUCUUCAUCUCCAAGAGAAAAACCAAAAAGUGGACAAGAAACAAAAAAAAAUGUGUUGAGACCUGCUGAUGUUUUAUAGUGUGAACCAAAGAUGCUACCUCACUCAAGUUCCAUGUGAUUUAUAUCACUUUGAUGAUACCAAAGAGAACCAAAGAUUUUUUCCCAUUGCACGGCCUCUGUGAGUGGUUAUGAAAAGACAGUGUGAUGUAUGUGCCCCCCCCCCCCUUUCUUCUGCCUCCUCUCUUUCCUCCUUAAAUCCUUUCUUCUCCUUCUCUGUCCUCUCCAGCCAACAAUCAAACCGUGCACCCCUGCUAUGCAUGCUCCUGCUUCUUCUGCGCUGAUUACAGCUCCAUAGAUAGUCGUGCUGAUGUAGCUUUAGGCAGAAGUGUUGAUCCAGCUAUAGAUGCUCACAAGCAGCAGUGCAGGUGCCUGCAGGAAACACUGUUAAAUCCUGGUAUCAGAGAUGCAGUAAUCCGCUGUGUGGACAAAAAGAGCCAGUUCAAAUCUGACAAGCCAAAAAAAAAAACCCAACAACAUUGUAAACUUAAGGAUUUAGUGUAUUUCUAUGUCACAGAUUUCUUGAUUUGACGUCCAUUCAGCCCGGCCUCUGUGUGUUUGGUCAUCAGAAGAUCCAUUUAACAGGUCAGACAUUUCCAUGCCACAACAAGCUGACAGCCUUGACACAGCCAUGGGCAAAGUUGUUGACUCAACUAUAGGCAGACAUGUUCCUGAAAGUAGACGUGUUGCAAUCUUUCUAAAACUCCCAGGACGAGUGCCUUGCUUGAACCAAAGUGUUAAACCACUGCUGACCUCUCACCUUUGACUCUGUGAAUACCUCAGCCUGUAGAAGGGCCUCAACUGAAGAAACAAGGAGUAAUUGUGUUUCUUUUUUUUUCUUUUUCUAAAAAGAAAUGAACAAAUCACACCACAAUGCUUACAACUGGUGAAACCAUGCAAUGAAAAGGUACCAAAGGAUUUUUUUUGUCCACUUCUACAGAUGAAACCAAAGGUCUUUGUUUCCCCGUCCUUUUGCCCUCUUUCUCCCUCUUUCCCCAUACCUCUUUCUCAUGUCCUCGCUGUGUGUGGGAAGGUCCAGCACUCUGGCCGUGCAUGUCUUUACCACUGUCUCUGAAUACCUCAUAGUAAUAAUUCCCUUGAGUUCUGCAUGCAGGUGUCUGUCUGCAAGAAAGGCAGGACUCUAGUUAUGUGAUAACUUUUUUUUUAAAUCUAAAAAGCUGUCUGUUUACCUACUUUCAAUUUGCUAACUGCUUUUUUUGGCAAAAGUGUUCUUUUUUAUGAAUGAAGAAUAGGUUUGUAAAUGUAAAAGGAGGAAAAAGCUUAUCCUUCGUCAGACUAUUGCUUUUACAGGGUAAAACCAACUGCUGUGAUGUGUUCAUGUUUUCUCUUUUUUCUUGUGCGUUGUGAUUUUAAUUUAACUGCAUUUUUUUAUUUGUUAACCACGUUUUUAAUUUAUGCAUUUGUAGAAACUCUGGAUUUGUACAUAUUAGGUUUUUGGGGAGGAAAAAAAAAGACACAAAAAGUAUUUUUUUUUUUUUGUUACAUCCCUAUUGUCAUGCUUACAAAGAUUCUUCUUCGACUAAAUCUUAGUCAGCAUUUCAAUGUGUGUUUUGAACACUGCCACAAACCCAGACAGUCUAUUUGCCAUUUGCCAACAAAGUUAAAGAUGAGUUUUUUGUUGGGCAGGUGGCGAAAAAGCAGCGUGUAUGUGUGUUUUUUCUAAAUUCUUUUGACUUUUAAACACAGUUAUAUUAUGGGUAUUACUGCACAUUCAAAGAUUUUUAAAACAAACCAACAAAUUGGAAAAAAAGUCUAAUGUUAAAAAGCACUGGAAUUUGUGAGGUAGAUUUGUUUUUAUUUGCCAUUCGCACGGGUAUAUAAUGUAGAAGGCGUAGAGCUAUGUAGGUAAGCUUACUCUACCAUGUGGGGAAUCUCCUGUUUAUGUACAAUCCAAAGCAUUUAAAAAUGAAAAAAAAUAGCUCACUUUGCUGCCUCAUACACAGAGUGAGUUGGAGUGAAGGCUGGGCAGCCGGUCUGCCGGGGGCCGUGCCACGGAGCUGAGUCUGUUUUUAUUACCGUGGUACUGCUGCCUCACUCCAUCUAGUGUCUGUUAUUUUGGUGCGUACUCGUGUAAUGACUACAAGCAAAGUCUAAUAAAUCUGCAAAACUCCCUACCAAGGAAUCUGCGUGUCUGAGUGUGCAUGGGCUUUCUGCUUUUGGAUGUGACUGUGCAGAAGUCCUGAGGAGUUGCGAGAUGUUUCAUUUUCUUUAAUUUUUCCGUUUGCGUGCAUUUCUGCACUGCAUUUUUGCAGACUGUCUUUUUUUUACUGAAAAUAUCAGGCUGUUUUCUGAUGUGUGCGAAUGUCUGUGACUUUCCAGUGCAAAUUAGAGCAGUGGAUCUCUGACUACACCAGAGACAGCUGUGUUUCUUAUGUCAUGCUCAAACAGCACAGAGUCUCCACAGACUGAAAGAUGACAGAUAGAAUCAGAGUGUUGUGCACUCAUUAUGUCAGAUGUUGGAGAAUGUGGAUGUUCCUUAGCAACAUACAGGUACUUAUUUUUAUGUGUCAAGGCCUGUAUUGAUAAAGACACCGUUUGAUGCAAUGUGGACCUAUUUAUUUCUAUAUUUUGUAUUGUUUUGAUUUAUGUUAUUGUCCUAGAAGGAGUUCCCAUAUGAUGGGUAGCUUGGCUACAAGUCUCAUAACAAUAUACUGAAGCGCCUAAGACAAUCAUCUGGAUCUCUCACGCUGGAGAACUAGUUUCUCACCCACAGAGGGGUGUCCUUCAGCUAUUCACAAACAAAGAUGCUUGAAGGGUUUUUGAUAAUCAGGCAUAUUUGUUGUCAUACAUUUACAUUUACAAAAUGGUUAUUAGGGUUUUAAAAAGUUAAUUUUGCUCUUGCAUUUAGAAGUGAAAUCCCAUAACAACCUUGUUCUUUUUUUUAUCUCCGCUCACAGUGGUUUAUUUUUCUUAGUUUUCAGCCUUUGAAUGUGUGAACGUGUGAGCCUGUCUGUGUGCAUGAGUAUCAGAGAAGCAAUGCUGUUGUUGUUUUUACACUCAGAUGUACAACUCCUUGUCUCAUGACUUGAUUUGUUAUUGCUGUUCGCCCACGCUUUACUACUGCUUUCUCAGUGCCGUGCAAUAUCAUCUGUUGUGAUUGCUAAGCAAAUGAUUAAAAAAAAGAAGAAAAGAAAAGAAAAUUGAGAAGCAAGUAACGAUGUCAUCCAGCUUUUUUCAACGUUUCAAUGUUUCAACAUUUCUGUAGUCACAAAAGGUAGAAAAAUAAAAUGUUGGUAUUUCCAGCC